AGCGUCCCCGAGAACAACAUUGUCCCCGAGAACAACAUUGGAUCUGGCCAUGUAAUUCCGCCGGCUCUAAAAUGAAUCCAGUUAGCGCCACUGUACCAGCUAGGAAAAGGGUCUCACGAAAAAUAGCGGCGUGGGCGUGUGAAUAAAAAAUUUACAUUUCGAAACGAAAAUAGUAUCAAGUAAAGCGCAUUUAUGCAAAAACGUAAUAUUGUAGAAAGAUCCCACAAUUUCUAGCUUCAAUUGGUUACGGUUAUUUCACCCUAUGCCAUAUCCAAUUACGUAUAGAGAUCAGUGAUUCGAACUGGACGCAUCUUAUAUCAUCAAUGAUAUAAAAUAAAACGUCAUGUCUUUUCACGAGACUAUUGGUUGGAUUGUUAAGGACAAUCAUAUAAAAGAUAGAAUGAUUGACAAUUCAUUGAUACAUGAAUUUACGCCAUCGUCGAAAAUACGAAGAAGAACAAAAGCAUUCAACGCCAAAAUAAAAAAAUAUUGUGGUGUGAAAGAUUACAAGCAGUAUGUAAAAUUAAAGACUAAUGUCGUACGGAAUGUGAUUGAUGAUAUUGAUACUGAUAAUUCUGAUAAUCUAUCCGAUACUGACUAUGAUAUUAUAUAUAGUUCUUUGAUAGAGAACAAACAUUCAAUUGAUGAUCCUGAAAGGUAUAUUUUCACUGAAGAAGAUUGCGAAGACUUUAAAAGGAAGAUUAACACUAAGCAUAAAAAGGAGAACAGUAUCAAGAAUAUGAAAAUAAGCAUACCAAAGAGGAAACUAUUGCAAGUAAAAUGUAAUGAUAGUGUAUCUAAAAAACGUAUUAAUAUAAAAAAGAUUGCUAAAGUCGAAACAAUCGCUUCAGAAAAUUCUAAGGAGGAUAUAAAUAAUGAUAACAUUUUAGAGAAACGAAAUAACAAAAAAGAGAAAAAUUCUUCCCAAUUAAAUCCAAUUGAUAAGAAUAUCAAUAAAAAAAUUUUUUUAACGAAUCAGAAAAAUAAAACGAAAUUUGUGAAAGCAGAAGAUAUUCAAAAGCUGCAAUCAUUAUCUCUUAAGGAAAAUGAUGCAAAGAAUGUACAUUCAAAAUCUUGUGAUAAAAUUUUAAAAGAACAAGAUAGUAGAGAAGAAGAGUUCUCUGAUGGAAAAGUAAGAAAUUCCCUUCAAUUAAAUGAAGUUGAUAAGGAUGCAGAAAUUUAUCCUAUAGAUCACGAAGAUAAGAAUGAUUUAUUGAAUCAAUCUAUUGAUUCUUAUAAAAAAACGCGUUCUAUGGAACCAGAAGACUCGUCCGAUAAUCAUAAGCAGCGAUCGUUAUUUCCUAAGAAGGAUCGGUUAAACGAUGUACAUUCAGAAUCUUGUGAUAAUAUUUUAGAAGAACAAGAUAGUAGAGAAGAAGAAUCUUCUGAUGAAAAAGUAAGAAAUUCCCUUCAAUUAAAUGAGGUUGAUAAGGAUGCAGAAAUUUAUCUGAUAAAUAACAAAGAUAAGAAUGAUUUAUUAAAUCAAUCUAUUGAUUCUUAUAAAAAAACGCAUUCUACAGAAUCAGAAGACUCAUCCGAUUUUCAUAAGCAGCAAUCGUUAUUUCCUAAGGAAGAUUGGGUAAAGGAUGUACAUACAAAAUCUUGUGGUAAUAUUUUAGAAGAACAAGAUAGUAAAGAAGAAGAAUCUUCUGAUGGAAAAGUAAUAAAUUCUCUUCAAUUAAAUGAGGUUGAUAAGGAUGCAGAAAUUUAUCUGAUAAAUAACAAAGAUAAAAAUGAUUUAUUGAAUCAAUCUAUUGAUUCUUAUAAAAAAAUGCUUUCUACGGAAUCAGAAGACUCAUCCGAUAUACAUAAGCAGCAAUCGUUAUUUCCUAAGGAGGAUCAGGUAAAGGAUGUACAUUCAAAAUCUUGCGAUAAUAUUUUAAAAGAACAAGAUAAUGGAAAAAGGGAAUCCUUUGAACAAGAAAUAACAAAUUUCUUUCAAUCGAAUCAGAUAGAUAAGGACACAGAGAUUUAUUCAAUUAAUCAUCAAGAUAAGACGCAUUCUGUGAAACUAAAAGACUCCUGCAAUAUUGAAAAGCAGCAAUUGUUACCUAAAAUUACCUAUAGUGAAAUUAUCAAUAAAAAGUAUAUGAUAAUAAACAAGCAAGAUGAUAAUAUAAAUAUUGAAAAAAAUGAUAUUAAUUCCCAAGAAGAAAUAUUGAAAGCAGAAGAAACUGAUAAUAAUGUAUCAAUAACAUUGGAAACUGACAAUGAAGAGGAUAAUGCAAAUUACAUAUCACCUGAAACUAAAAAGCGGCUUCAGCAGCAGGCAAAAUUAAACUUGGUUGUGAGCAGUGAUUCUAAUCAGAGUGAUGAUGAAUAUAUAACCAUUGAAACAUCGAAAAAGCAUGAUUCUGAUACAAGCUGUUGUAGCAAAGAUAUGUUGGAAAAUGAUGGAAUUAAUUGCGAAAAGAUCAAUACAGAUAUUUUAUGUAGCAAAGACAGUAAUAUAUGCAGCAAAGAAACCACACCAGUUCGUACAAAAGAGAAAGAAGAUCCACCAAACAUAAAAAAAGAGAUAAGAAAGCAAGAUGAUAAAACUAUAUUAUUAACGAGCUGUACAUAUGAAAACAAUAACUCAUCUAAAUCUGCUGUAAACAAAAAUUCAUUAAAGGAAAUACAAUAUUGUGGAAAUGUAUAUAACGAUGAUAAUCAGAAUGAAAGUAUAGAAGAUGUAGAAAGUUUUCAGUUGAGAGUUUCUGAAAAUAACAUUUCGUGCAUUAAUGAAGAAUCUAUAAAUCAAUUUUCAAGAAAUAAAUCUUUAUUAGACAAAGAGAAUUUUUGUGAUAAAAGCGAAGAUAGAAUGAGCGAUUGUAUCAGCGAACUUGGAACGUGGUGUAAACCUAGACAUGAACAAAACAAACGAGUAUCGACAAACUGUUCAAAUGUGCAGCUUGAUAUCUCUAGCCAUUAUAGACCAUACAAUUUAGAGCAACUAAUCGAGGACGAAAAGUUACUUCCAGAACCGAUACCAGCGGGUUUUACGCUGGCGGAUCUUUCUGAAGAUGACGAAGCUUUUAUUUUGAAUGUUCCAAAUAAAGUCUUACAGUGCAAUCUGCAGGGUCAAUUGCUGUCAUUAAAAGAAAAAACGAUAAAAUUUGGAGAAGAUAAAUACAGAAUCGUGCGUAGAAAAGUGGGUACCGUAUCUUGCAUUUUUGCUACUGGUAAACAACGAAUACCUUAUAAGACAGUGAAUAUUAAAGAAAUCAGCACUAUUACUGUACGAGAAAGGUUGUCACAUUGUUUGAAGAAAUCAGACAUAUCAAAUUCUUAUGAUACUGUUAUUUCUUUCGAAUCAGAAUCGUCAAACAUAAAUAAUAGGCAAACAAAUGACACAGGUUCAAAAAUGAAAGUUGAUUGCAAUAAGCGCAAACGAAGAAGUUCAGAUCUUGAAAGUGAACAAUUUGCGACUAAGAAAGGACGAUUAAAAUAGAUUCAUUCAUAAAACAUAAGGGUAUGUCUAAGCAGAGAAAUUUAAAAAACUAUUUUAUUAUAACACAAAAAAUGUACUGAAUAUUCGAUAUCUGAAUAUAUAUAUUUUCUG
Formica exsecta is the source of this 3544-nucleotide messenger RNA. RefSeq names its product dentin sialophosphoprotein-like. The record is from RefSeq and is a predicted model, not a curated record. The transcript has 6 exons. The coding region runs from base 344 to 3433 and encodes 1029 amino acids. NCBI's taxonomy places the organism in Eukaryota, Metazoa, Arthropoda, Insecta, Hymenoptera, Formicidae.